Messenger RNA from Aspergillus aculeatinus CBS 121060, 1191 nucleotides. RefSeq names its product putative para-hydroxybenzoate-polyprenyltransferase Coq2. Bases 1 to 1191 code for a protein of 396 amino acids. Gene Ontology annotation, biological process: ubiquinone biosynthetic process. Gene Ontology annotation, molecular function: 4-hydroxybenzoate polyprenyltransferase activity. Lineage: Eukaryota; Fungi; Ascomycota; Eurotiomycetes; Eurotiales; Aspergillaceae. Gene Ontology annotation, cellular component: mitochondrial inner membrane. The record is from RefSeq and is a predicted model, not a curated record. The transcript has a single exon.
AUGCGUCGAUGCUUCGCGGGGCGAGCCACCUCUCUUCACCAGCCACUUCCAUCCGCUUUCUACCAUGGCACUCGCUCUUCCUCAUUGCCCCAGAAUAGCCCAGCAGCGACCAACGUCUUUCUGGCAUCCCGUCGAAGAUCAAAUUAUGACACGUGCAGGCUCAAAGACUCAGGCGUUUCUACCUCGCAGAGUCGCGCAAGUUCGAGCUCGGUGGAUCACUACAGACCACCGGAAAAGGGCUUCAUAGCCUCUCUUCCACGGUCAUGGAUUCCAUACGCGGAGUUGUUGCGCCUUGAUAAACCUACAGGCACAUACUAUCUUUUCUUCCCCUGUCUAUAUUCCACCCUUCUUGCUGCAUCCAUGACGACUUCCACUGGCCCAUUCGAGGUUGCUGGAACUGCCGGUCUAUUUCUCGCCGGUGCCUUGAUCAUGCGAGGUGCUGGGUGUGCGAUCAACGAUCUAUGGGACCGGAAUCUGGAUCCGCACGUUGCAAGAACCAAGUUUCGACCUAUCGCGAGAGGGGCAAUCUCCCCUAGCAAAGCAGUCGCUUUUACUGGCGUUCAACUCCUGGCAGGGCUGGGUGUCUUGCUUCAAUUUCCAACCCAAUGCCUCUGGUAUGGUAUACCUAGCCUGCUUUUGGUGGCCACCUAUCCCCUCGCUAAGCGUAUCACAUACUACCCGCAAGCUGUGCUUGGCCUUACAUUCUCGUGGGGUGCGAUUAUGGGUUUUCCAGCACUGGGUAUUGACCUCCUUCACAAUACUCCUGCCCUGGAAGCAGCUGCUGCUCUCUAUUCUAGCUGUGUCGCCUGGACAAUUCUAUACGAUAUGAUAUAUGCACAUAUGGACAUAAAAGAUGAUGUAGCGGCCGGCAUCAAGUCAAUUGCUCUUCGUCACGAGAAAAAUACAAAAGCUGUCCUCGGUGCAUUGGCAGGAGUCCAAAUAUCGCUGCUUGCUGCAGCUGGCGUCGCGGCUGGUAGUGGACCUAUUUUCUUUGUCGGCAGCUGCGGCAGCGCAGCUCUUUCCCUUGCCGCGAUGAUCUGGAAAGUUCAGCUAAAGAAUGUACAGGACUGCUGGUGGUGGUUCAAAAAUGGCUGUCUCUUUACUGGCGGCGGUAUCACUGUGGGGCUACUCCUGGAAUAUAUCGCGCAAUGCACUGGCUUCUAUCAUGAAGCCACAGAGUCGCAUUGCUAA